Exaiptasia diaphana is the source of this 3757-nucleotide messenger RNA. RefSeq names its product protein phosphatase 1 regulatory subunit 37. Lineage: Eukaryota; Metazoa; Cnidaria; Anthozoa; Actiniaria; Aiptasiidae. The record is from RefSeq and is a predicted model, not a curated record. The coding region runs from base 116 to 2332 and encodes 738 amino acids. The transcript is spliced from 13 exons. Gene Ontology annotation, molecular function: protein binding.
UCAAGAUGGCGAUUAUGGACUUAUAAUUUAUAAGUGAAUCCAUGCAACAGGAUCCUUUUAUUUCAUAUUUGUUAUGUUAGACAGACGAAACAAUUUAAGGAAGCCAUGAUCAAUUAUGGAAACGGGGGAAGAUGUCUUAGCUCAUGAUCUUUGUGCGCAAGAGCUUCAUUUGAAUGAAUUGAGCCAGAACGAUGUCGGCGAAGAACARGACACGUUGGAUACGACAAGUUCAAGUUUCUGCUCGUCUUCACCUCCGGGCAGAGACGGGUCAGCUUCUAAGCGAGAACGAAAAGUCUCCUUUCCUGAUGAUAGCUGUUUAGUUCGUAGCGUGGAACCUUUUGAUCCUUGGAAGGACGCUGGAAACUGUACAAGUAAAGAAGUAAUUGAUGCAUAUCGCAAAAUCUGUACUCAAUUGAAAGUCAAACCUUGCGAAAAACUCAUCAAACAACUUGAGGCCUGUGAGAACUUCAGUGAGCGUAUCAAUGUGAUAGACUUAAGAGGUAUAAAGCUGGAUCUAAAGAGCUGUGAAACUUUGGAGGAAGUACUGAGAAAAGUGCGAACAAAAACACUUGAUCUUGAAAACACAAAUUUAGAAGAUGAGGGAACUUUAUCUAUUCUCGAAAUGGUGGAGUUUUACCACAGUGCUUGUAAAUUAAACUUAGCAUACAAUAACAAGAUAAGAGUGAGAGGAUGGCAAGCUUUGGGAAGAACAUUAAAAAGGACACCAUGCUUGGAAUACUUAGAUGUUCGUCAUACUGUAUGGACGGAGCAUUCAAUUCCAUUACUAGGGAGGUCUCUGAGACUYAAUUGCCCUCUUACUAUCCUGCACAUGGAGGCAACAAAUCUCUCAGGAAGACCUUUAUUUUUACUUGCUAAUGCCGUAAAGGCAAACCAAGUAUUAAAGGACUUGUUCUUGGGCGACAACAGGCUGGUUCCUUCUGAUGGCCAGUGCCUUGGUGCCAUGUUGAAAACCAACACAACGCUGAGGCUGUUAGAUUUACGGAAUAAUACCUUACAGGAUAUGGGACUAGGUCAUAUAUGUGAGGGUCUCGCCGAGCAAGUAGGAGACGGGUUACAGACUCUUGUCCURUGGAAUAACCAGUUGACUUUUCAAGGCAUGGGUAACCUGUCUAAAGCACUGGUUUCAGUUAAAAGCUUACAGACGUUAAAUCUUGGUCACAAUCGACUGACAAAUGAAGGSAUUCAUCAUCUUAAGGACGGGUUGUUAUUGAAUAAAUCUCUUCAACGACUAGGGCUGCUCAAUACUAGGCUUUCUAGUGAAGGGAUUAUAGCUUUAGCAGAGGUCAUUGCAGACAGCACAAUCCUGCUGCGUUUAGAUAUUCGUGAGAAUGAUCCGUAUGUCGGAGGUUUAAUGGCGCUGUCGUUGGCCUUAAAGAUGAAUUACAGUUUGGUUCGCAUUGAUUUGGAUAAAGAGCUCAAAAAGGAACCGGGAAUGGAAACUACUCAACGAUGUCUAUUGGCUGAUAUUUAUGGAUUYUGUCAAAGGAAUAAAAAUUUGAUCGAAAACAAAGAUUCAAAUACGGCUGCACAAAAAACUCCAGACGUCCCGAAAAGUGUCMCACCAAAAGUCACGCCAUCUGCUUCAAAAACUGACAGCAAUAUAGAAAACACCGACUGUUCACCUUCGGAAACUGAACCUAAAUCUGAUAAUCUUCUACAAAUAGAACCUGCACAACAAAAAUCUMGAUUUGAUUUAAAAAAUUUCACUGGAUUCUCUUUUCCUACCUCGCGUUUUAGAAUUACUAGGAUAUUUGAAUCAGGGAAUUCAACUGAAGCAACUCCAACUUCGGAAUCUUCACCGAGUAUUUCAACUGAUUUUUCAASUCCUCAGACGUCCGAAACACAAGAAGAUUUGUUAAUAAGUUGUGACGAUAGCAGCAGUUCAGAAGGGGAGGGGCUCCUCGUGGAUAUAGAUUCAGAGCCCAGUCCUUCUCUGGAUAUUGCUAACGAGCUAGAGAAACUAGAUCUGGACGUGUUUGAAUCUGACUCGUCUUCGUCUCAAGACACUGACUGGGAGGGUCGAGUGGAUAAUUAUGCAUGUGGAAGUAGGGAGAGUGUAGAUUCGAUGGGAACCCCUAUCGCUCGUUCAGAACUUGAUACAGAUAAAGAGCACAAGACUCACUUUUACGAGAGUGAGCUGGAUGCCUUGUUGUCCAAUAGUCGCUAUGAAGCAGCAGGACUGAUCAAUAAACACCAGAACGAUGAUGACUUUUGGAUGCAAGAUUUUGACACGAUGAACUCUCUAAACACUGCGUCUCCCUCCAAUACUUCAAAAGUAGAUCCUCCAACAGCAGAUUUACUUGGCUCCUAGUAUACUGCCUGACAAGCGGCAAUAAUCAAAGCAGAAAGCGCCACAAGUCCUAGCYCGAUUCGAGACGGCUAGCUUAUCGUGGAAAACUGRCAGAGAGCUWGAUAAAAGUACGGAAAAAUCGCAUUCGAUAUGCGAUAAAUCGCUUUAAGGCCAGUAUSGGUGAUGGUUGCAUGUCGAUAGARAUGCAAGAGCAUAGUUAUCGAUAAUUUUGGCUUCUUUUCUCUCCAAAUGAAGCCAAGAAAUGCUCAAAACGAUGAGCARAUGCUCAAAAUUUUAAAUARUCUGAAAUUUGCGUUUAAGUAAUUAAGUAUAGAGAAGUAAUACAAUGAAAAGGGUGCAGUAAUUGUUAUGAUUCUUAUUGAACUCGGUUUCCUUUUGGCGUACUUGGAUGUGUACGCGCCCGCGUUUACUUUCAGUUGGCGGGAAAAAUAGGAAAGGCUUUUGUAGAUAUUUCGAGGUGGCGUAGAAGCCGCAGGGUAUUAGCUAAUUAUUUCAACAGAAAAGUUUAUUAUAAACAUAAUUAAAUAAUUGUUACCGUGCAUGGGAAACUGGGCAAAAAUCCAGUAAAAUUUACCGUGUUAAACAUUUGUAUUAAGCUACAAAAUGUAUGAUUACUUUAUAAAAAAUUGCCAUUUGUAAUUUUACAGAACAAAUUCAUAAAUGAGUUUUUCCAAAGUUUUUAACACUGCUCAUAGUGAGCUCAAUAAUAAGAAAUUCCAAGCAGUCAUUUUUUUAUCYUUAAUGUUUUUCAGUUAMCACAGAAAACUGAGAUCAAAUCUGAAUGUAGUGUGCAUGAUUUAAAGUCAGUCAUAAAGAUUUGCAUGAAAAUGCUAACUUUUAAAAGACUUGUUUUGAAACUUAAAUAUUCAUAAGAAUUUCAAAACUUGAAUUACAAGAAACUUAAAUUACAAGAGAAAUUCAAGCUGAUAGGAUUUUCGAAAAGAGUAUUACAAAUGGAGACGAAUUUUUUCCAUUUUCUAAAAAAAAAUAUUCUCGCGCUCUAAACAAAAAUUUGUCCGCGGAAUCCAAAGACUCCUUGUCGACUAUUAAAUUGUCAUUUCAAGGGCUUUUGUUCACGAAAUAUAUAAGUAAGCUUUAUUAACUGACCUUAGAAUUACUUUGUUUCGUUUGUUAGUUAUUGCUUUUGAUUUAUUUUCUUCUGCCGUGUUUGUCGUGCUYCCUGGAUGUUUUAUAAACAUUCUAAUCAAWAUUAUUCAAGAUGGCUGCCACUGAAUGGCCGCCAUUUUGAAAUCUUUACUGAGCAGGAAGAAAUCAUAAAUUAUUAGGUAUUCUAUAAUUAUUCUAUAUAAUUAUGAUUAUUAUUAGUUAUUGCAUAAUUAUUAUAAUAAUACCGCGCGAAAAAUGUUAUGCAAUGUUGAAGGCUCCCGGGGUUGAAGGUUGAGAAAUAAAAUGAUUUAUACAGAA